AUGAAGCUUCUUCAUCAGUACGAGCCUAUCUAUUUCCGCUAUGACUUUCUAACCGGACACACCUUGUAUAUCUUGCCGAAAUCCAAAGGCGAGCUACGCGAUUUGAUCCACGCCAUUGGAGAGAGAUUCAAGGGAUCAUCCUCAGAUUGCCUUUCCAUUAGGAAGCGGGGUAUCUCCCAGAAGAAUGAUUCUUUACACCCUCUAACCCUUCACUCGGUGGUCAUGUUCUAUGUCCUUUCAUCCCGGAACACGGAACUAAACAACCUAAUCAAAUGGCUUCUCUGGAUCGAGACGCAACUGCACCAGGGAUCUAUCUUCGAGGUAUCGGACUCUAAUCGCUUCUCGAGAUACAUACAACUGCUGCAUAAAAUGUCGCGGAACCUGAUAACCCUAGAGCACAAUAACCAACGCGACGCAUCAAAUAUCGGACAUCUUCUCCGGGACCAUGAGCGUCUUGGAAGACUGGCGGAGCUACAGGGGACAUAUAUUGACCACUCAACGCAUGGGAGAGUUCGGGAUGACCUACUUAUGCUACAUGACUUGUGUGAUGAUCGACACCGCAGAAUCAUGAACCUGCAGCGAAGAACCAGUAAUUUUGUGACACUUUUAUACAAUCUCAUCACCGGCCAUGACAGCACAAUAAAUUUGAAGAUUGCCACGGAAAGCGCCAAAAUAGCGCGCGAUGCGCGCAAGGAUAGUGCUUCUAUGAAGAUCAUCGCUGGAAUGACACUGCUCUAUCUCCCAGCUACUUUUGUUUGCAGUCUUUUUGGGACAAAUUUCAUCGCUUUGGAUACAUCGACUGGGAAUGACGAGCCUGCCUUUGUUGUCUCUCGUCUCUGGUGGAUUUAUUUUGCGUUUGCGGUACCUUUGACAGCUUUUACGAUGAUCGGAUUUCUGAUUUGGCGGCGGUUUCGCGAGCGGAAGCCUGGUGAGAGAGCGAAUGGAAUUGGCGUCUCAUGA
Penicillium manginii is the source of this 960-nucleotide messenger RNA. RefSeq lists its product as uncharacterized. The record is from RefSeq and is a predicted model, not a curated record. NCBI's taxonomy places the organism in Eukaryota, Fungi, Ascomycota, Eurotiomycetes, Eurotiales, Aspergillaceae. Bases 1 to 960 code for a protein of 319 amino acids. The transcript has a single exon.